AUGCCAGCGCUCUGGCAAUCGUCUCAGCGACCUAUGUACAUUAGGACUGUGUGGGUUGACGGCUUCCGCCACGCGAUACUAACCCACGACGAUCCCUGCUACCUCAGAUUGAGCGCAAAACGAAGGCCUUAUUCAACGGCCAGCACGCAGAAGCAUUCAAAAUCACGAAACUCACGACUCAGUCAUACCAACGACGAGCUAGAGGACUGCUUGAGAAAAUUGCAGCUAGUAGUCACUAACGAAAAUGUGGACGAAUCUAGUGUAGAGAAACUACAUCUAUCAGACGUGAAUGAUUCUGAAGACGAGCUAAAUCCAACACCACAACCGUUAACCGAAGCCGAUACAGCUCAAUUCGAAAACAUGAAAGCUGUAAAAAGUAACCGCACAGCGAGAACCGAUGUCAAAGAAGACACCGAACUGUGUGACAGAGUUCUACAAUGGCUGGAUUUAGCGGGAAAAGUUGAACUUCUAAAAGACGACAACGUUGAACGAAUGGCCCAGCCACGGCACAGUUGGCCCGAAAUUCAAAAACGUAAUUUACUCAAAUCGAAAACAUCAGCGGAUUUAAAAGCGAGAGAGCCGAAGCAUACAGAGCAAAAAAGUGGCCCAAUCGAUAGACAUAUUUACGUGACAACAAAUACGAUCGAGAACUACGCACGACAGUCACGAAAUGCAAAAACACGACAGGAUUCCAAAGUGAGGGAGAGAAAGGUUAACGUGAAGGCAAACAUCGCCGAAACUCGACUGAAAGUGGCAACCGAGAGAAAUGCAGUGGAGAAACAGUAUGCCGAAUUAGUUAGUAAGAAAUUAAUACCGGACAUUGGCAAAGUCAAAAAACAAGUACAUAUAUUUAUGCCCGAAGCUCUACCAAAGCGUAACGAUUCGAUCAUAACGAACAGAACGCAAAGCCUACUUUCACAGAAAUUUUAG
Messenger RNA from Pieris macdunnoughi, 930 nucleotides. Lineage: Eukaryota; Metazoa; Arthropoda; Insecta; Lepidoptera; Pieridae. The record is from the annotation of a GenBank genome assembly.